This is a messenger RNA of Torulaspora globosa, 1806 nucleotides long. It is a transcript of the gene SPO1, whose product is annotated as putative carboxylic ester hydrolase. Gene Ontology annotation, biological process: glycerophospholipid catabolic process. Lineage: Eukaryota; Fungi; Ascomycota; Saccharomycetes; Saccharomycetales; Saccharomycetaceae. The transcript has a single exon. The coding region runs from base 1 to 1806 and encodes 601 amino acids. Gene Ontology annotation, cellular component: cytosol; intracellular membrane-bounded organelle; plasma membrane. Gene Ontology annotation, molecular function: A2-type glycerophospholipase activity. The record is from RefSeq and is a predicted model, not a curated record.
AUGUUGAAGGAUCAAAUUUGCGAAGACGAAGAAAGGUAUGUACGCCAUCGAUUGGCUUACACAAAUGGUGCCCUUAUUGAAUUUCUGCAGUCUCUUGAUCUCGUGGAAUUUAGUGCUGAGAUUUAUCAUGAGAUCGAGAAACAGCCGCCAAUUAUAGGAGCCGCACUUUCGGGUGGUGGAUAUCGAUCAAUGCUUAUCAGCACUGGCUUUCUCCAAGAAAUGUAUGACUGGCAUCUAUUUGAUACUUUAACUUAUAUCUCUGGACUUUCAGGUGGUAGUUGGACCCUGAUGGAUUUGAUAGUUCAUGAUUUUGAACCUAAUCGAAUGAUACUGGACUGGAACCUAGACGAUGGGCUAUUGCAGGGCAUUCCCGAAUUUGAUGUGAAGCAGAAGGAUAUUGUUUCCGGAAUGCAGGAAGCAGAUUUGCCCAAAGAGGUACUGAACAAAAGGAAUUUGGACGAACCUAUGAGCUUAAACUUUGUUGAGUUUCAAAGAGCCCUAGAUAUAGAAGCUACCUCUUUGAACGAAAGUGGUGAGAAGCAAUCUCUGAGUAAGAGAGGCUUUAACCCUCUUACCAAGCUACGAGAAACAAUAUUUCACGGCAGCGAAGAGGUCGCCAUAUCUGAAGUCGAGGCAAUAGAAAGAAGAAAUGGAAAAGUGUCAAUGAAUUCCUGGAGAUCACUCAAGCAGGUAGUACAGUUCUAUAUUGAUCUCCACAUGGAAGUCAGGCCCAAGAAGGUUCAAGGGUUCCCGGUGUCGUUUACGGACUAUCUGGGAAAAGCGCUUGUGAAAAGCCUAGGUGAUGCGAUUCAGAAUAAGUCCAUGACGUCAUUGUCUCGAAUGCUUAGCGAGUCUCAGAGCUUUCAAGAGUUCCGUGCUCCAAUUCCCAUAUUCGUUGCCAAUUGUAAGAAUAACUAUUUGAAAAAUGUUAUCUUCGAAUUCAGCCCUUUUGAAUUUGGAUCCUGGGAUCCACUGUUGCGAUUGUUCGUAAAAUUGAAAUAUCUUGGGUCCGAGAUCAAGGAAGGAAUAGCUCAAAGGUGCAUUGUAGGCUUUGAUGAUCUGGGAUUCAUUACCGCUACUUCAUCAUCUAUCUUCAAUAAUGUUCUGCUCUAUAUCUGGGAGAUGACAGCUAAAUCAUCAAAGGAAACGAUACGAGCAGUGAAGGCAAUUAUGGGGUUGUUCGGGCUGAGAAGCGCUGAAAACGAUCUAAAACCAGUAGAUCUGACUAAAGUUAAGGCGGACUUUGCUGUCUACCAUCCAAACCCUUUCUUAGACUAUCCCACGGUGGACAGCAUUCUAACUGCUGAUGAUCACCUCUACUUAGUAGAUGGCGGCGAGGACGGUGAAAAUAUCCCAUUAAGGCCGCUUAUGAUCGCAGAAAGAGGGCUUGACGCAAUCUUCAUUCUAGAUUCAAGCUCCGACAUCGAAAAUUUUCCUGAUGGUAGAAAACUGCAGAAUGUGAUGCGCCAGGUCUUCCCGGAUAUGAACUGGUCAUUCCCUAACUUGAGCUUGCCCCUCAAAAAGCUUCUAGCAUUUGGCUGCUAUGAUGCAGAAAUUCCUGUUCUUCUCUAUUAUGUCAAUUCCAAGCACUGCUACCAAUCGAAUACAUCAACCUUUAAGAUAACGUACAAUGAAGCCGAAAUUGCUGGGAUGCUUGGGAACGGACGUGAUGUGUUCAGCUCUAGCUCCAACCAUCGCUAUAGAAGUUGUAUUGGAUGCUUGUUGUUGAAAAGAACCAUUGAGCGAUCGGAAAGCCAUUCAUACCCCGAUUACUGUCAAGAAUGUUAUGAUGAAUAUUGUUAUUGA